This is a messenger RNA of Mycotypha africana, 1108 nucleotides long. RefSeq lists its product as uncharacterized. The transcript is spliced from 3 exons. The record is from RefSeq and is a predicted model, not a curated record. Lineage: Eukaryota; Fungi; Mucoromycota; Mucoromycetes; Mucorales; Mycotyphaceae. Bases 178 to 981 code for a protein of 267 amino acids.
UUUCUUUAUCAUUGUCCAUUAGCAUUAUCCUUUGUGAACCUUUGUCUUUUUGCCUCUCUGUGCGACUGUGUAACAUAGUAACGUUACGAUUUUUAUUCAAAGUCUUACGCCAUUAAGCACGACAGCAUUAACAAGAUAUAAAUAUACCCUGCAAUUACAAGCGAAUUGAGGUUAUUGAUGACAGAGAAUAAUUUAGAAAUAUGCACAACCGUCUACAAUCUUUACAAAUCUUACGCACACUGUAAUGAUUCUAGAGAUCUCAAAAGACAUCUGAUUCAGAUUCAACAAGAUCUUUUGGAAAAGGGAGAAAUCAACUACCGUUGUAUUGAGAGAUUUAAGUUUGCUUAUCCUAGAAUAAAAGAUAGAUUUUUUUAUGAAAAGAUAUUAAAGCUGGGACAAGCACUCAAAAAUGAAAAACCUUAUUUUCUGGAUAUUGGUUGCUGUACAGGUACUGAUCUGCGUCAGUUAUUCAUUGAUGGCUACCCGAAAGAAUGUCUAAUUGGUUUGGAGAUGCAACAAUGCUACAUCGAUUGUGGUUACUCUCUUUUCAGAGACAACACGCACACGUGCCCGAUUCGAUUCCUCACAGAAAAUCUGUUCGACAUUGACGAUCAGCAUCCAUUAUAUAAGAAAGUGAAAAUCAUUCAUGCGGGAAGUGUGUUCCACCUAUUUAAUUCCAGUGAAGACAUUGAAAAAUGCAUUUAUCAGACAACUGAGUUAUUGCAGCCAGGCGGGCUUCUAGUUGGAGGCCAUGUAUGUGCAGACCGCUCCGUUAGAUAUUAUCGACAAUCAACAAAUUCAGUUAAAUACCUGUCAGGUAUUGAUGAUUUCAAACAACUCCUUUCAAAACAGCGAUUUACAGACAUACAGAUAGAAACUCAUCCUCGACUGGGUGAGGAAGAGAAUGAACAAAGUGAUUUUACCGCUUUCUUUGUGUCCUUUUCUGCCGUUUAUAACCCGCAUUCUCUUUUAAAAAAAUGAUAAAUGCUCGGUCGAAAACGGUAACAAAUUUAUUCGACAAUAUAUCAUAUAAUGUAUUUAUUUUGAUCAUAGUGUUUACAAUUAAAAAAGUGGCUCAAUAAAUUAAGUGACUUCUUGAUAAGACCCC